Microcebus murinus (gray mouse lemur) is the source of this 2259-nucleotide messenger RNA. It is a transcript of the gene RGS20, whose product is annotated as regulator of G protein signaling 20. The record is from RefSeq and is a predicted model, not a curated record. Lineage: Eukaryota; Metazoa; Chordata; Mammalia; Primates; Cheirogaleidae.
AAAUAAAUAAGGGAUACUUUCUACCUUUAGAGGGCACUCAUAACAUACAGUACUUACACAUUCACAAUAAACAGCUCUACCAGGAAUAGAACAUUAAAGACCUGUGGAUAAGCUACUGAUCUGCAAAACAGAUAAUCCUUUUCCUUGGAUUAGUGUAACUUUCCAGGGAGGUCCCCAGCAAACUCAGGAGAUGGCCCAGCAUUAGCCAAAGGAAGAGACACAGAGCAGACCCCAUGUGAAUGUUGGUAGAAACCAGGCAACAGGAUUCAUUUAGUGCCUUCAUCGUAAAAACAUGCCCAUGCUUUCCCAAGAUGACCAAGAGUGCCUCCAGAAACAUGCCUCCCGGCCGUCUAUGUGGACACAAUUCCUGCUCCUGUUUAGGGCUGAGAGAUACAAUGCAAACAUUCGCCAAACCCCAGAAAAUGAAGGGGACCCCAACGAUGCACCUGAUGUCAAGAGCUUCCCCCCCGCACAGCUCCCAGACUCGCCCGCCGCCCCGGAGCUGCUCGGCCUCCUUCCUAGCCCGCUCUCCAGCCUCGCGCGGAGCUUCUCUCACCUCCUCCGGCGCCCCCCUCCUGAGGCCGCCCGGCGGCGCCCGGACUUCUCCCCCCUGCGUCCCGCCCUGCCGGCCGCCUGGCUCCCGCGCGGGCGCGAGCAGCUGCCGGGCCGCCUCUCGCUCCUGCUGGGGGCAACGCUGGCGCUGCCCGGCCGACUCCCGGGGGGCACCCCGCUGACGCCCGCCGAGCCCCGGGAAGAGGACGCCAGCGCCCGGCAGAAGUCGCCCAUGCCCCCCAUGGGAUCCGAGCGGACGGAGAUGCGCAAGCGGCAGAUGCCCGCCGCCCACGAGGCACCGGGGGCCGCGCCCGGCCCGCAGGGAGUGGGCAGUCGAGGGUCCAAUGCUUGCUGCUUCUGCUGGUGCUGCUGUUGUAGCUGCUCCUGUCUCACGGUUAGAAACCAAGAUCAGAGACCCACAAGAGCUUCCCAUGAACUCAGAACAGAUGAUCUUCCAAUCUGCGAAGAAAGCCCAUCUCCUACGCUGGAAGAAGUCAGUGCCUGGGCUCAGUCAUUCGACAAAUUGAUGAUCACCCCCGCGGGAAGAAACACUUUCCGAGAAUUCCUACGAACAGAAUUCAGCGAAGAAAAUAUGCUUUUCUGGAUGGCCUGUGAAGAACUGAAAAAAGAAGCUAAUAAAACCAUUAUCGAAGAGAAAGCAAGGAUAAUAUAUGACGACUACAUUUCCAUUCUUUCUCCUAAAGAGGUCAGCUUGGACUCCCGCGUGCGCGAAGUCAUCAACAAGAACAUGGUGGAGCCGUCCCAGCACAUAUUCGACGACGCGCAGCUUCAGAUUUACACGCUGAUGCACAGAGACUCCUACCCCCGCUUCAUGAACUCUGCCCUCUAUAAGGACUUGCUUCGGUCCUUAUCCGAGAAAUCAGCUGAAGCGUAGGAUUUUUCAAAUAUAUUUAUUAUUAAUAAAAUAACAAAAGAAUUCAUGGACUACAUCUAGCACAGGGAGUUUAGAGAUAGUACUGCCUUCUGCUGGAGUAAUACCUGGGCUAUUUUAAUAUCAGACGCUUCCUUCAACAGACAGCUAUAUAGUCAGAGUGUAAACUGCAGCCACCUUUAGUGACACUUUGGAGGGGAAGGGAAAUGGCUGUUGUAGAGAGAUAGUGUAUUUACAGCUGCAGUAACAGUAGCCCGCUGUCCACGACAAAGGAUACGCUAGAAGACUCCACACUACAGCCCCAGCGAGCGAACGGGACCUUGGUUUUGCAUGAGUUCAGUAAUUGAUUACUCCCCACCCUCCAAACUAAGACUUGCAGGUGUUUCUCAGCCACUUCCCUCCAUCAGGCUCGGUUUGAAUACUUAUUAGUGCCAUUACAGGACUCAAAUUCACAUUUUAUAAAGAUGUGACCAUUACUUGUAAAAAUGGAAUUCCACUUUAUCUUAGAGUAUGUAUGUAUGUAGUACACGUGUGUGUGGGGGGAUCUCUACAUGGUUAAUGUAAAUCACUGUGUGUGUAAGCGGAUCAGUCUCAAAGGUUUGGUAAGAGAAACAGUGCUUAGAAAAUUCUCUUGUUGAACAGUUACCAUUAUUUUAUUAUCAGAAUUCGUCGCCUUAGAAGGAUGAACUUUUAAGUUCACAACUUGGUCGUGUUCACAACAAAACUUUCAAAUAAGCGUAUUUCCACUUUUAUCAUUGAAAGAAAUAUGGGCAUUUUCACUCUUAAAAAAAUAAAGCACAAGAGUUUUACCUCAA